AUGACAGGUACUGGAAAAGAACAUUUAAAAAAAUUAUGUACCAAAUUUGUGGGAAAUUUAAAAAAUUUAAAACAGAAUCUGGAAAGUCUUGAAAAAUUAUCCAAAAUAUUUAAAAAGGGUUCAAUUACUAACCAUGGCCUCCAAUAUUUGAAUGAUCUUGAUGAUAUACUACUUAAAAUUAACUUAUAUGAAUUAAAUAAAAUAUAUUGUGACUUUAAGAUAGAACCUAAAAUCGUUGAAACGAGCGAAAAAAGACUUUUACAUGAUUUUUUUAAAAAUAGUAAAGCAAUUUAUGAAUGUGCUGAGUCUGGCCAGAGUUAUUGCAAAAAAAAGUACUGCAAUUAUGUCGUUUAUAUUAAAAAAUUAUAUGACAAGCAUAAAGAUUACUGUUUAUGGGAAGAGGUAUGUGACUAUUUUGAUUUUAAUCAGCUUAAUCCGUACGAAGUGUUAUCUAAAUUAAAAUGUAGUGGUUAUGAAAAUAUAAUGGCAACAACUGAGCAAAAAGCUGAUCCACUCCCUUCUGUUCCAAAAAGAAAAAAAAAACGACGUACAGGAACGUUUAGACUAAUGGCAACUUCACAAUCAGGUUCUGAUGACAACAUGAAAUAUAGAAAUUUUAAAUGUAAUUAUACGCUAAGUGAAGAUGGAAGAAUUACUAAUUUGUCAUCCUGUACCGAAAUUUCACCAGACCAAGAAUAUUAUGAAAAAACAUCAAGAGUUCCGAAAUUAAAUGAAGAAGAUUAUUAUGAUUAUAGGAGGAGAGUUAAAAAAGAUCCUUAUACUGUUGAUGUUAAUGAUAGUGGUGCCGAAUUUACGUCCUUGGGUACAGGAUUUGGUAAAAAAAAGAAAAAAAAAAAAAAUUACGAUGAACUUUUUGAAGAAUUUACACAGGGAUUAUCUGAACAUGGUUCAAAUGAUAUGGGUAUGGGAACUGGCGUGGGUAUGGGUACUGACAUGGGUAUGGGUUCGGACAUGGACAUGGGUUCUGACAUGGACAUGGGUUCUGACAUGGGUACGGAUAUGGGCGCCCAUAAUGAUUACUAUGACGAUGGAUAUUAUGUGCCUUACUAUUCUACGUGA
Plasmodium vivax (malaria parasite P. vivax) is the source of this 1080-nucleotide messenger RNA. RefSeq lists its product as hypothetical. NCBI's taxonomy places the organism in Eukaryota, Apicomplexa, Aconoidasida, Haemosporida, Plasmodiidae. The record is from RefSeq and is a predicted model, not a curated record. Bases 1 to 1080 code for a protein of 359 amino acids. The transcript has 3 exons.